Messenger RNA from Aspergillus alliaceus, 558 nucleotides. RefSeq lists its product as uncharacterized. The coding region runs from base 1 to 558 and encodes 185 amino acids. The transcript has a single exon. The record is from RefSeq and is a predicted model, not a curated record. NCBI's taxonomy places the organism in Eukaryota, Fungi, Ascomycota, Eurotiomycetes, Eurotiales, Aspergillaceae.
AUGGAUAACCCCCUCCCUCCCCCCCCCCCCCGAACGACCUCCAUCACCACCCCCAGUAUCCUGGAGAUCACUAUCAUUGGGGGCAAGCCGUAUACGUUGACGGAAGGAACCAUCAACGUCGAUGGCACGACUAUCCGGCUGCCGAACUUGGGUGGUAGCGAGCAGGUCAGCACGACAAUAGAAAAUGUGCUCAUGGCCAUUAUCCCAAGCUACUCGGGAACUAUGGCCGUGCCGGUGUUCCCAACGGCCAAGCCGACUUCCGACUCAGGCUCCGACCCCACUCCCUCCUCAACGAGCACGUCUACCACUGCUACUACCAGCUCAGCAGAACCAGCGCCUACCUCUGCGGACGGCGUGGUCCGAUGGGGAAACAAGGUGUGUGCUGGCAUAAAUGUGAUCCCUUCACCGGCAAGCCUGUGGGUGGUGGGUGGGAAGGAGGUGAUCCAUGGUGCUGGCUUAAGAAGGACAAGACAGGGGCCUUUUGUAAUAAAGCAAAAUAUUGUCCAGCAGACCUGGAGUGUCAGCCUAGUAGCUGGCCCGGGGGAGGAUGUUGGGUAA